Messenger RNA from Bipolaris sorokiniana ND90Pr, 1910 nucleotides. RefSeq lists its product as uncharacterized. NCBI's taxonomy places the organism in Eukaryota, Fungi, Ascomycota, Dothideomycetes, Pleosporales, Pleosporaceae. The record is from RefSeq and is a predicted model, not a curated record. The transcript has 2 exons. Bases 201 to 1427 code for a protein of 408 amino acids.
CCCUAGGGUACCUGACUGAAGACUCUUCCUACUCCAAAGUGUCUUAUCAUGUGGUACAGGAAUCCGGAGUACCGUAUCAGACGUCACAAACGCUCACCCCGGAAAUAGCACGUCACACAAGACGAGAUGCAAGGACGUUGAACUAAACGUAAAAGAGUCGAGCGCGGAAGUCCAGGCUAUCAGGUUCUCGGCACCAGCCAAUGUCUUCGGCUGCCGACUCGCUAUUCAAGCCCCCACCAAUCGUCGAAUGCCUUUCUGGACCUCAUUGUCUCGGCAUUGGGAGGAAGAUCCAAGUUUCACAUAGGGUGUGUCCAGACUGUCUCCAACGACACGAUCCGCAACAGCUACGCGUGUGGGCCAACAACAACUCUAUUGCUAUUCUAUCCAUCAACGAAGAAACUGCGCGUAAACAGGUGUUAAAGAGAAACAUCGAAGCGCGUGGUCGUUACCUGUGCGCCUUUGAAGAUCCCGAUUACCAGCAUUGUCGGUGGCGACUGCUUGACUUGAGCCUCCGCGGCACCCGUCUCGACUGCCCUUCUGUUCGCAGAAAAGGUACUGCUUGUUCAAAGUGCUGGAGGAGACGACUACGGAAGAUUAGGGUUUUACAGUACUUUACGCCAACUGGGCUCUGCCAUGAGGUAGUUGACAGAGUCGUCACGAGGUCGGCAAGCUCAGAGGAGGGCAGUGAGGAAUCCGACGACGAUGUGGAGGGCUACAACACAAUCCUAAAUUCAUCGCUGUACGAUUUGCUUGUCAUGCGAGCUCCGCCUCCAAGGACCCACUGCCUACUCGGCGCUGCUUGUGACUCCUGUCCAGAAGGACAAGAACAAGGUCCAGAGAUAUGCUCCUGGUGUAAAAACAUGAGCUUUGAGGAGCUAUACAAGCGGUCAGCAACGCUACCGGACACGGAAUCAGUGAACCUUGUCAUCGACACAUACAAACGCCAACUCGAACUGGAAACCGCGGAGCGCAUCAGAAAAGGCUGGUCAUUCCUGUGUGCCUGUAAAGAUCCAGAGUACCGCUCUCAGUCGUGGCGCCGCAAUUUCAAUCCAAAAGAUUCGCGUCUGUGCGGUACGGUGCGCCAUCGCGGACAACUAUGCGUGCGGUGCUACCGUAAAGCAAGGGAGCAAAACUGCACCUGGCUUGAAGAAUUUGACGGUGAUCGUCUAGGCUUUCCCUGCGCAUUCGACGACACGAGGUUGCGGCGGCGCAUCGAUGCCAACUGGAAGAUUGGCCCGCUAGAUAAACACGGACAGCCCGAUCCAAGCUGGGAACGAGACCCCAGGAGAGAUGGUCGCUGUGAGAGAACUAGGUUGCGCAACCAGCUUUGCCAGAAAUGCUUCAAUCGCAUGUGCGAGAUUCGAGGGUUUGGCCGGUUUUUUGACUCCGAGUGGGGGACGCUGCAUAGGCGGUACGGAGUGCGGUAGAGGCUUCUUUGCCGGCAAUGCGAUAUCGCUACCUGGGCCCUAACGGGUGUAUGAUACUACUGUUAAGAAGUAGUUGUACGUUUCUUCCCCUUGGGCUAGUACGUAGCAGCACAUUAGAAGCGCUGCUCGACUAGGACGGGAAACCUGUGUUUUACUACUAUAUUCCGGUUAGCAUUUGGGGUGGCGUAUUUGUGUUGGGUUUUUGUAUAGUUUAGCGUAUACUAGAUUGUGGACUCCAAAGUCAAAAGUAUGGGUAGGUUACAGAUCGAAAUUAUACCUGAGGAAAUGGUUUGGUGUGAAGAGUUUGGAUUGAAUUGAAGGGCUUUCAACACAACCUCGAAUCAUGCUCUGGAGCAAUGUCUUAUUGGGAAGGUACAGACGCCAAGUAUUGUGUGUUGCUGGACAAAGUUCUACAAUAGUUGUAUGGUUUGGACUACAGGGGAAAAUACAAAUAGUCACAGAAAAUAUACCUUCCAUACCGGU